Molecule: messenger RNA, 1275 nt
Organism: Aphanomyces astaci
Lineage: Eukaryota; Oomycota; Saprolegniomycetes; Saprolegniales; Verrucalvaceae
Exons: 1
Coding region: 51-1136 (361 amino acids)
Molecular function (GO): protein binding
Source: RefSeq, a predicted model, not a curated record
AUUUCUUUACUUCCACGGGCGCCACAGUGGUCGAUUCUCACCUUUGUACCAUGACCGAUGUCUUGACAAGCCGCGAGCUGCUGCUCACGAUACUGGAGUUCCAGCCAGGAGUAUGCCAUCAACUCAAACCGUUCCUUGACGAGUACAACCAAGUCGCCAUCUCCCUCUUGAGUUCCACACGACAUGCGGAGCUGCUCUUUGCCCACAACAUUGCCCUGCCUCAGGUGACCAUGCUUCGCCUCCACAGCGAAAUUCGACAAGCCAAAGCUGUGAUAGCACUCCGCCAAUCCCGCCUCCUUCUACAAGCAUUCGAUCUGCACGGCGCCACGUUUUACGAUCGUUUGCGUCGCUGUCGACCCGAGAUGCUUGAUCAAUCGUUCCUGUAUAUUGCAGUCGACACGGGUAUCCUUGGCAUUGUGGACUAUUACCAUCGGCGGCUUCCCCAGUGUUUCACCUCGUCCCUCAUGGACAUUGCAGCUUCGCACGGAGACCUGCGCGUGCUGAAGUACCUGCACCUUCAUCGCACAGAAGGCUGCACGACCAAGGCCAUGGACUACGCCGCAGCCCACCGACAUUUGUAUACACUCAAGUGGCUCCACACGAAUCGCUCCGAAGGAUGUACCGUUGAUGCCAUGAAUCAUGCCGCACAGCACGGUUUCCUCCCCAUCGUUCAAUGGCUACAUGCGAAUCGAAAGGAAGGUUGUACGACCUUUGCCAUGGACGAAGCAGCGCGUGCCGGACAUUUGCAGGUCGUCCAAUGGCUACAUGAAAAUCGUACAGAAGGCUGCACCACUGCCGCUAUGAAUGGAGCUGCGCAAAGCGGUCAUCUUCACAUCGUCGAAUGGUUGCACGCGAAUCGAAUGGAAGGGUCCACGACGGACGCCAUGGAUCGCGCGUGUGAAGCAGGACAUUUGGCGGUUGUGCGAUUCCUUGGAGACGUGAGGCUUGCUGAGUGGUCCCCGUAUGCCAUGGCCGCUGCCAUUCGCAACGGCCAUUUGGCAGUUGUCAAGUAUUUGCACGAAGUCAAGGGGGAGCCUCUGAGGGGUCAAAGUCUCUGCAACAGCUACGAAAUGAAGGAGUACAUUCGACUGCAUGCUUUGGCUGUGCCCCCGCAACGAAGUAUGGCGACUGCGUAAUUAGUGCUAGAGGCAAUCUUGAUGUGUUCUUGUGGAGCAACUCAGACCGCCGUAAACAUUUCCUGGUAGUACAGUGUGUGUGCUUGCUUUUGACAUAACCUCGAAGUAAUCAUUAGCGUUACGCAUAUUUAUGAUGGCA